Messenger RNA from Monosiga brevicollis MX1, 1053 nucleotides. RefSeq lists its product as uncharacterized. Lineage: Eukaryota; Choanoflagellata; Craspedida; Salpingoecidae. Gene Ontology annotation, molecular function: L-ascorbic acid binding; iron ion binding; procollagen-proline 4-dioxygenase activity. Gene Ontology annotation, biological process: peptidyl-proline hydroxylation to 4-hydroxy-L-proline. Bases 1 to 1053 code for a protein of 350 amino acids. The transcript is spliced from 5 exons. Gene Ontology annotation, cellular component: endoplasmic reticulum. The record is from RefSeq and is a predicted model, not a curated record.
AUGCCGGCGACCAUGACUCCGAUGGCGGCGGCGAACGUGCCCGCGCGCGGUGCGCAGACGGGUGCAAAGUCGGUUGAAUCGGAGGUGAAGCAGGGGGUGGAGGGGGUGGAAACGGUGGCGGAGACGGUGGUGGAGACGGUGGUGGAGGAGGGGGAGGCGCCCAAUUUGCUCUCAGUCAAGCCGCAGGUGAAGGCCGUCGUGCAUCGUGAUGUGGGUUUGGCCGCGUGUUUGGCGGAGACGGGCCCGGUGCAGGUGGCGGGCCAGCCCCUGCCCAAUUCAUUGGGGGCGGUGCAGUUUCCACACUUGCUGGCACCGGCCGAGUCGGCCGAGCUGCGCAAGCGCGUUUCGGCCCUUGAGUACUCGUUUUGGAGCAGCAACCCGGAUGACCGGGAUUUUCGCAACGCCGUCACCGUCGAGGUGCAUGAUCAGGGCCUGGCCGCCGCCCUAUGGGAACGUAUCCGUCCGCAUGUUCCUGCCCGCUUUGAGAUGAAGGAGGACGACGAGUGGUAUGAGCGAGGGACCGAGGGCGAGUGGGUCGCUUCGGGCAUCAACGAGCAUCUGCUCUUUGCUCACUACAGCGAAGGCGGCCACUUUAGCCCCCACACGGAUGGUUACACCAUUGUCGACUUUAAUCACCGCAGCCUCUACACUGUCAUUGUCUACCUCAAUGACUGUGGCGCCGGCGGUGCAACACUCUUGUACCCACCCGAGACGGAUGUGAGCUUUGUGCGCGAUGAGUUUCAGCGCUUUCGCUGGACCAUUCAACCCACCCACCGCGUUGCGUGUGAAGCCGGAUCAGGCCUCGUCUUCUUUCAAACCUUGCCCCAUGAAGGCGAGCCGGUCGGUCCAGGUACCUUCAAGACAAUCAUUCGCACCGAUGUCAUGUACCGUCGCGUACCUCCACGUUGUGAUGACGAUGCGGGUCGUUUGGCAUAUAGUCUGUACCGCGAGGCCGAGCUGCUCGAGGCUGAUGGGCAUGCUCCCGAGGCAGGUCAAAAGUUUCGCCGCGCCGUCAAGCUCUGCCCAGAGUUUGCGGACCUGAUGGGCCUUUGA